Anoplophora glabripennis (Asian longhorned beetle) is the source of this 882-nucleotide messenger RNA. RefSeq names its product RWD domain-containing protein 2A. The transcript has 3 exons. NCBI's taxonomy places the organism in Eukaryota, Metazoa, Arthropoda, Insecta, Coleoptera, Cerambycidae. The record is from RefSeq and is a predicted model, not a curated record. Bases 1 to 882 code for a protein of 293 amino acids. Gene Ontology annotation, molecular function: protein binding.
AUGUCUACUGGAGAUGUAGUUGAAUCGGACAAGCUAUCUCUAGAGAAAAUUAAGGAAAACCUCCAGACCCAACUAUCCGAGCUGGAAAGCUUACAGUCCGUGUUCUACAAUCCCGGCGAGAUACGCGUGGAAGAUAUGUGCACUUUAUCGGACAUUAAGAACUUCGUUAACGGCCGCUCCACAUAUUUGCCCCAAUACCUCGACCUGACCGUAAAUCUGCUGGUGGAGAAGUUAAAAUUCGAGCUGUGCGUCACCCUGUCCCACGAGUACCCGUACGCGGAGCCCGAGAUAUUUGUCAGGAAUCACACGCUGAACAGGCCCAGGCAUGUGCAGCUAAACAGGGACUUGUGCGAUUACGUCUCCGGAUUGGAAAGGGGCGAGCCGUGUAUAUUCAGUGCCGUAUCGUGGCUGCAGGAUAACGCCCAGGGCUACGUCGAAAUAAAGGAGAAACCCGCUCUGGAGGAAAGCGUGAAGGACGAGAGAUGUAUAAGAUAUUGGAUUUAUUCGCACCACAUUUACAGUAAGACUAAGAGACGGGAGAUAGUGGAUCUGGCGAAUCUAUUGCAUAUUAGCGGUUUCUGCAUGCCAGGCAAGCCAGGAAUUAUUUGUGUUGAAGGAACUACUUCCGACUGUAAUGAAUGGUGGCAAUCAAUUAAGUCGAUGAAUUGGAAGAAGAUCUUUUGUAAAGUUACCGAGGAAGACAAGGAGGGGGAGGAGGGGUCUUUUCUGAAAUUCGACAAAUUCGAGGAGGUUGUUUUCCAGAACAGCGGCGUCAAGUGCAAUCACAUGGACAUGGGGGAGUUGUACAAGUAUUUGGACGAUCACAAAUUGGGGUACAUUUUUAAGGAAAUUUUUGGUGUCGAAGCCAAAUCUAACACUUGA